CCCUUCUGUGCCACUUCGUCUUUGGGUCAAGCGUUCCAGUAUUCCCUUGUGUUUCUUCUGCAUUGGUUUUUGGGUUACUGCUUUCCUUUUUGGACUUGUUUGCCUGAUUAACUGGAUUUCUGUGUCCUGCACAUUGCAGAACCAUGAGUGUAAACUUCCUGUCCAAAGAUCAGGAGCUCCGCAAGGGAGAUUACCUGAUGUCCAACAACAAGCAGUGGAAGGCUAUCUUCCAGAACGAUGGUAACUUUGUCAUCUACGGCUGGAAGCCUGUGUGGGCUUCAGACACUUAUGGGACAGAUGUUUUCCGCCUGGUCAUGCAGGAAGACUGCAACCUGGUCUUGUACAACAAGGAUGAGCAAGCCAGGUGGCACACAAACACACAUGUGAAUGGUGAUUUCAGAAGCCGUCUUCAACUGACCGAUGACGGCAAACUGUUGGUGUACAAGGCAGGAGAAGAACUUUGGAGCUCUGCUAACUCCAAAGGCAUAAAGCACUGAGAUUGCAAGCCUUUUUAAAUUGAAUGCUCUGUAAUUGAAAUUAUGUUUGGAUGUCAGUGUGAAUUACAGUGAACCUGACUGCCAUGUAAUCUGGAAUCAAAUAAAAACACAUGUUAACAAUGUA
Molecule: messenger RNA, 621 nt
Organism: Dicentrarchus labrax (European seabass)
Lineage: Eukaryota; Metazoa; Chordata; Actinopteri; Moronidae
Product: comitin-like
Exons: 3
Coding region: 144-497 (117 amino acids)
Source: RefSeq, a predicted model, not a curated record